AGCGUCCCAAUCGCGCGCGUCAGGCAAUGUGCUUUUGUGCAGUCUGCAGCAUCGGUGGGAUCGCGGCAUUUUCGGGUCUUUGAAUUUCGUCCGGCGAUUUCUUGAUGCCGCCAAGGAAACGAGAUAAGCCCAUCGAUGUGGCCAAACCACAGCGGACAGAGCAAGCUCAUACGGACCAUGAAUUAUUUUUACAGGCCUUUGAAAAACCGACACAGAUAUAUCGGUACCUACGAGCUCGUCACCUAGCACUGCCAAUAUUUAUGCAUAGGACAUUGACUUACAUGAAACAUAGAAUGUCACGCACUCACAAGGCCAGACGUGGCUUCAGAGUGGACAACAUGUUGUCCAACAUGCAAGCACAACACGGAAGGCCAUCAUCUCAACUAGUUCUCAACUUCACAGGAUUCUUUGACAAAUCUCACAAGAAAGACACAGUCAUUGUAGAAGCAGUCAUCCUCCUGAAGAUCUGCACCAGGAAGCGGUCAGAUCCUCCCACAAUUCAGGUUUCGGCGGGCAGGUGCGAGGUUGCCCGCAAUCCAGAAGGCGGCGGAGGAAACACGAGAGGGGGCAGCAAGGGAGGUUCGCCAGACUCCAUCGUACUUCCAGAAAGCAGCUUUCACCCCAUCACCAGCGGAGUGAAGUCCUACGUCCUCCUCCUCAGGGUUGUGCCAAACAGUUCACCGAAAAACCACGAUUGCGGCAGGGGUAUCGACCAUGCAGAAGAACCGAGUGCCAAGAAAGCACGUCGCGGGAGCAGCGCCACCUGGCAGGAAGAGGAAGGACCCUUCGCGGGAGAGAUGGUAGUGUACGACGAGCAGCAGAGGUGUUGCCUCCUCUUGGACGGACAAUACGAACUGGCCCUGCGUCCGUGGUCUCCAAACUCCCACCACAGUACCAUCAACUCCUCCUGGGAGACUAUGCCGCAGGGUAUGGCCUCAUUUGAGGCAUUUGAAAAGGGUCCCAAAGUGGCCUUCCGGCUACACUGGGGCCAAUCGCCCGAGAACAGCGCUCACACCAACAACGGAAGGCGGGUCGCUCUGUCACCAGUCGAGAUGAACGCAGCUCCCAACAACCUGUCUAAGCACUUCCGAAACAGGAGGAACGGUUCACUGAAGCACAGCGACGAACCCAUACCCAGGGCUCCCAUACCGGGUACGGAGCAGCGCACUCGUGUCUUCUACCAGUUCCAGUACGGGAGCCACGCCCGACAACAGACGGAAGCGCGGGCGGACAUGCGGUGCCCAUGGUGUCUGCUCGACUGUCGUCUGCUUACGGCACUCCUCAAGCACCUAAAACUGUGCCAUAACCGCUUCACUUUUGCUUAUGUUCCUCUACCAAAAGGUGCACGAAUAGACGUGUCGCUGAACGAGUGCUACGACGGUUCUUACGCCGGCAACCCUCAGUACCUACACCCGCAGACGAGCCACGCGUGGGGCCGCUGGGGCCCAGUGCGCAGGACUCCCAUCACCUACGUCAUGGUUUGUCGGCCGAAAAGAUCCCCGCUCAGCUUGUCGGAGUUCUUGGAACCAGACGAGCCAGAUGUCGAUCAGCCCAGGCCGUAUAUUUCUGGUCACAACAGGUUGUAUUACCACACAGCUACCUGCCUCCCGCUCCGGCCUCAGGAAAUCGACAGAGACAGCGAGGCAGAGGACGAUCCGGACUGGCUGAAGCUUAAAACGCAGCUGAUGAUAGACGAGUUUACGGACGUCAACGAGGGUGAGAAGGAGCUGAUGAAGAUGUGGAAUUUGCACGUCAUGAAAUACGGCUUCGUGGGGGACUGCCAGAUUGCAAUAGCGUGCAACAUGUUUGUGGAGCAGCACGGCCGAGAACUGAUAGGCCGCAACCUGUACCGCAACUUCGUCCUGCACAUGUGCAACCUCCUGGACUUUGGCCUCGUCAGUGCCUCCGUGGUGUACACGACGGUGCGUCGCCUGCAGAUGUUCUGCCACGUCAAGGACAGAAAGUUCACCCUGCCCUCGGCCUACACAUAACACACUGUGCUCGAACGGUUACGUUGCGACGAACUGCAGCUGCAGACGCCGUUUCAGGCAAAUGGUGCAACACCCAUCUUACAAUCCUCAGCUGUUCGGUCCCGCUUUGGGUCGGGUAUAUGCUUUGACACAAAGACUCCGCAAGUGUUAUCGCUCCACAGGGCACGUAAAUGGCUUAAGGUAGAGCGUAACGGGCGUGAGAGGGGCGAGGCAUCCUGCGGGGCGUACGUCGCGACGCCCGUCGGACGUUUGAUGCUUAUGUCCGCAGGACGUCGGAUGCGUACGUCCACCGGAUGUUUCGUUUUCGUCCUUUUGCUCAUUGUGCUGUACAUCAUGCUCGCGUUUUCUCUCAGGUCAGUAAGGAACAGCAGCUGACAUUAUGCGGUAUCGCUGCAAGAUUGGCUACAGGAAGACGGCUUAGAAAUUAUGAAACGUACUAUUUUUUAAUAUAACGUAUAUACUGUAA
This is a messenger RNA of Ornithodoros turicata, 2457 nucleotides long. RefSeq names its product polycomb protein suz12-like (gene Su(z)12). Gene Ontology annotation, molecular function: chromatin DNA binding. Gene Ontology annotation, cellular component: nucleus; ESC/E(Z) complex; RSC-type complex. The transcript is spliced from 15 exons. The coding region runs from base 105 to 1991 and encodes 628 amino acids. The record is from RefSeq and is a predicted model, not a curated record. NCBI's taxonomy places the organism in Eukaryota, Metazoa, Arthropoda, Arachnida, Ixodida, Argasidae.